Phodopus roborovskii (desert hamster) is the source of this 1075-nucleotide messenger RNA. RefSeq names its product BEN domain containing 6 (gene Bend6). Bases 238 to 1068 code for a protein of 276 amino acids. Gene Ontology annotation, molecular function: transcription corepressor activity; DNA binding. The transcript is spliced from 6 exons. The record is from RefSeq and is a predicted model, not a curated record. Gene Ontology annotation, cellular component: nucleus. Lineage: Eukaryota; Metazoa; Chordata; Mammalia; Rodentia; Cricetidae. Gene Ontology annotation, biological process: negative regulation of Notch signaling pathway; positive regulation of neuron differentiation.
CGGAUGCCUCCCUUUCUGGAGCUUGCGGUGCCAGCAGCAGAAGAAAACGAUGGUGGCGAUGGUCCCCAGCAGAAGCAACAAGAGGAAGAGAGCACACUGGAUGCUGUAGGGUCUCAGCAACACGAGGAAAGCCGCGGCGAUCAUGGAGAAGCAUUAGCUGCUUGCAGAAGAGCAUCACCUACAUGGGAGCCUCUGCCUUCUACGGUUUCAGAACGCUUUUGCUGACGAAUUGAGAAAAUGCAGAAGAUCUUGCAGACAGAUGAAAUUACCGAUAACCAAGUUCUUAGGAAGAGAAAGAGGAAACGGACAGAGACGGUGAACUCAGAAAAUGCAAAUAGUGCUGUGGAUAAAGCACAGAGAGACCCAUAUUCAGGAAAUGCCUUCCUGCCUGGUGAGAGCUCCAGUGACGAUGAAACUCCUUUAGCAGAACUGUCCAAGGAGGAACUUUGCACCAAAAUCAAAAACCUGAAAGAAAAACUAACCAACAUCCGGAAAGAGAACAGCCGGCUUCGGCAGUCAUUGGUCAUGCUACAAGUAUUGCCACAGGCGGUCACCCAGUUUGAAGAACUGGUUGGAAUGGCAGAAUCCCUGCUUAAGGGUGGAGGAGCCGCGUCCAUACCUGCAUCUACUCUCUGGAGAGCAACGAACAACUCCUCCCCAGACUCGUUUGCCUCUCUGUGCAGUAGUUCCAACUCUAGUUCCAGUUCCCCAAGUUCCCUGAAGGCUGAGGAAGAGCAGCCCCCCGGUGAGAAACAGUUCAAGAUUGAAAGAUGGCAGAUUGCCCGUUGUAAUAAGAGCAAGCCUCAGAAAUUUAUUAAUGAUUUAAUGCAAGUACUUUACACGAAUGAAUACAUGGCCACACACAGUCUGACUGGGGCAAAAUCUUCUACUUCAAGAGACAAAGUUGUAAAACCAGCCAUGAAUCAGAAUGAAGUUCAAGAAAUCAUAGGAAUAACCAAACAGGUGUUUCCCAGCGCGGACGAUAUUUCAAUCAGGAGGAUGAUAGGGCAAAAGCUGAAUAACUGCACCAAGAAGCCAACUGUGAGCAAAACUCAGGGUAUUAAGUAGCUCCCAA